Heteronotia binoei (common prickly gecko) is the source of this 2503-nucleotide messenger RNA. It is a transcript of the gene FCER2, whose product is annotated as Fc epsilon receptor II. The record is from RefSeq and is a predicted model, not a curated record. Bases 140 to 1024 code for a protein of 294 amino acids. The transcript has 9 exons. Lineage: Eukaryota; Metazoa; Chordata; Lepidosauria; Squamata; Gekkonidae.
UUCAAUGCAGAAGUGACUUAAGCAGGACUCCAGACUAAAAAGAGGAAGGCUAGCUUUAGCAUUUCCUUUCUUGAAAAAAGCUCCAUAGUCCUCAAAUUUAUAAGUAGCUGAAAGCAGAGAAGCACAGAGAUUGACAAGAAUGGCUCCAGGUAGCAUCUACAUGAAGUGUGAAGAACCUGACACAGUUGAGCUCAAAGACAACGCAUUUCACAAGACAUCAAGGAGACCAGGUGCUUUCCGGUUGCAGUGCUGCAGAUGUUGUUCGGAAGAAACCUCCAUAUCAGUCCUUUACAUUGCAAGUGCUGUGCUGUUUCUGCUGUGGAUCAUAACCACCAUAUUUCUAACUGCAAAAUACUCUAAGAUGGCCAAGGAACUGGAACAGUUGCAUGGCAAUCAAACUCUACUGAGUGCAAAUGACAUCCAUAUGGAGAAGCAACUGGACAUACUUCAUUCUAGUCAGUCCACUUAUGCAUCACAGAUGAAUAACAGCCUGAAGAGACUGGAAGAUCAUCAGACUAAACUAAAACAAAAUAUGACCAAAGAACUAUUUGAUUUAUACAUUGAGGAAAAAAACAUCUGGGAUGAGCUGUUUAAAUUAGGAAGUGUACUUCAUAAACUAAACGCUUCAGCCUGCAAGAUGUGUCCAGAAGGAUGGCACCUGAACAGAGGACAAUGCUACUAUUUUCAUGAAGAGUCAAUGCACUGGUCUUUAGCUGAAAAAUUCUGUGAUGAUCAAGGUGGCCACUUAGUUGUCAUCAAUGACAACUCUGAGCAGGCAUUUCUUGAAUCAAAGAAAAAAGUCUCUAGCUAUUGGAUUGGUCUCCAUGAUAUGAAAAGUGAAAAUAUGUUCAUCUGGGUGAAUGAUAGUCCUUUAAAGUACAGCCACUGGUUUCCAGGGGAGCCCAAUGAUUAUGGCCAUGGCGAAGACUGUGUCAUGAUGCAAAACAAUGGUUAUUGGAAUGAUUAUGGAUGUGGCAACGAGGUGGCGGGCAGUAUUUGUGAGAAGCCGUGGAAUUGCCAAUAGUGGCCAGCAAGAACAGAAUCCACAAGAGAAGGUUCGCUCUUGAUGACUCUGUCAUUCUGCUUAGGGCCCUUGCUGAAACAAAUCUUCCAGCAGUGCAAACUCUGAUACCUUCUGGGAUAUGGUUAUGGCAAAUUAUUUCUACACAUGAGGCAAUGGUGAUCACAUUUAAGUUGGUGUAAACUUGCAGUAACUAUACCAUAUCUGAUUUUUAAUAUUUACAAAUAAAGAUCAAUUUACUUCUAAGAUUGAUCCCCGAGGGAGCACAACCAAGUAGGUCCCAUUUAUUCAAUUAAGUUCAAAACGCUGUGGUUGAAAAAGGCAAGCAACCUUUUCCAGCAAUAUAUUCCAUUUUGCUUGUAAUAGAAUGUGAGCCAAAGGAAGUUUGGACAUAUAUGAUUACUCAUUGUUCAAUUUUUUCAGUUGGUUAUUUGUUUAGAGAGAAUUUAAUGAAAAUGGUCCAUCAGUGACAUCUCUCAUCAUGGAGUCUAGUCAGAAUUUAUAACAACUUUGAGGGAAGCUUCUGGUUUUGUGGUGGACAUAGAACAAUUUCCCCCCCAUAUGGUGGUUAUCUGAGUGAGCCUCUAAAUUAUGGAUAAUGGUUUCAGUAGUUUUAUCAGAAGGUCUCAGAAUUAAGAUACCAUGUAUGUUUAUUCCAGAGUGCAUGCCAUUAAAUUAGGGUUGCCAGGUCCUACCCAGCAGCCAGUGGGGGAUUUUCCUUGUGCGUGCUUUGUGGACAUGGUGUAAGGAUGUCACCCAGAAGUAACAUUAUUGCACUGGGCACAUUGUGGGAACGGGAGGGGGGCGCUCUAGCACUUGGCAGGGGAAAGCUCUAUGGUCAUCAUAGAGUUUUUUCCAAAUGCUAGAUCCAUCCCCUCUGCAACCUGCCCAGCAUGAUAACGUCACUUCUGUGUGAUGUCAUCAUGGCAGGCACAUUGCAGUGUGCUGGUGCUCUUUGGGGGUGGGGCUCCCUUGCUGGCCAGUUCCAUGGCAGUGGGUUGGAGCCCCUGAAAUUGGGGAAAAACCCACCCCCAGUGAGAGGCUGGGGACCCUCUAUUAAAUCAAGCUGCUUGAUCUAAAAAUUACUGGAAUUUUUAUGUACAUUUAUAUGUAUAUCAAGUCACAGCUGACUUUUUGCAACCCAUCAAGGGACUUUCAAGGCAAGCCUUCCUCUGCAGAGUCUUCCUUGGUGGUCCCCCAUCCCAGUACUGACUCUGCCUAGCUAACAAGAUCUGAUGAGACUGGCCUAUGCCAUACCAUUCCACAACCCAUUCUUAGAUUACAUUUAAUAAACCAGAAGCAAUAUAUUUUACAUUGUAAACACCAGUGGGUAAAUACAAUUAAGGAAAUGUAUAUUUGUGACAUCACAGCCUUGUGAAGAAUUAAUCACAUGGAGGGAUUAGAUAAAAUAUGGCAUUAAGAGUUUUCACGUUAGUAGAUUUUAUUAUAUAGGUUUACUUUGUAAUAAAAAGUUUUAGCUUA